Messenger RNA from Lasiodiplodia theobromae, 2556 nucleotides. Its product is annotated as GTPase-activating protein gyp7. NCBI's taxonomy places the organism in Eukaryota, Fungi, Ascomycota, Dothideomycetes, Botryosphaeriales, Botryosphaeriaceae. The record is from RefSeq and is a predicted model, not a curated record. The transcript has 5 exons. The coding region runs from base 1 to 2556 and encodes 851 amino acids. Gene Ontology annotation, molecular function: GTPase activator activity. Gene Ontology annotation, biological process: activation of GTPase activity.
AUGCCUUCCACUCCGCCGCCGCCGCCCGAAAACCCUCACCCAAGCCCGCCCUCCCCAACAGCUUCCUUCUACGAUAUGAGUGACGACGAGGAAGGCGAGUACAAUACUAUCCGCCACACCAGCAGUGGGAGCGGCGUGAAGCUGUUGUACUCGAAAAGCAAGGUUUACGUUCACCCCACGCCAUCUGCGAAAGACAACAUCCCUGGCUUUAUCGCCCUUGUCCAGCAGAGGUCGCCGGCCACCCACGAUGCCCGCCCUACGUCAUCGUCAUCCUCCACUUCCGUUGCCGCAUCCUCCCUUCUUCUGUCUUGGAUUCCCGAAUCCGCGCUUGGUGAUGCCUAUGAUACAUACGUAAAAGUCGACCUCUCGGACUCCUCGUCCCCGCCGAAACAGUCCUAUCUCGUCCCCCCGCCACCAACCACAACGACCCACAGCAGUGCUAUUGGGACAUAUGCUUUCGCCGUACCAGUUAGUGAAAUAUUCUCGUUACUCGUGCGGCCACCAAGCAUAGGAUGGUGGUUCGGCAGCGUGGUCAUCAACACUCGCGCGGGCGACAGCUUCCCUGCCCUGUUUUUCCACGAUAGCGAAUGCCAGUCCACAAUUAUGCAGCGCAAGAAACUGGCGCGGGAGAGUUUCGAUCCCUUCGGAGAUGGUGGUGGGAUGUUCUGGGGAGGCGACGAAGUCCUGAGGUGGCUGAAGCGCUACGUGAGGGUUGUCCGUUCUGCUGCCGAACCCAGUGUCUAUCUCAUUGAGCCUAGCGAGGAGGACCUGCUGUCGUUCGGCCAAAAGCCGACAACUGUGAAGACAGACAAGAGUCCACCUGGCUCAUCAGGCGAAGGGUCUUCCUCAAAAGCGGCUGCUGGCAAGAAGAGAGAUGGUGGUAUGGAUCCGCUCAUGUCAGCCGUCAACCAGGCAAAGUGGACUUUUCUGGAAAAAAUGAGCCAGGUCACCACCUUCACCCGGCGGACAGCGCAGGCCGUUGCCGAGAAUCCCAAACUCCCCCCGCAGAUCAAACAUCUGUUGAAGAGUCCCGAAGUCGAAAGGUUGCAAGAGGAAUUCGACAGUGCCAGAAUCUAUCUCGCUCGAUGGGCAAUGAGCAUUGCAGAGCAGAGUGAGAAAGAGCGGAAGCAGAGGAUCUGGACUGCACAGGAUGUUUUGGAGAUGGAAGACAGCGCGGUUGGGGAGUUUGAGAUCCUGGAAAUGGAGGCAGGCAACAUGUCGCUCAGCGACCGGAGGAAGCCUGUUACUAUCGAAGAGUGGAAGGGCUUCUUCGACACACAGAGCGGAACUCUACUGGUUACUCCAGAUGAAGUCAAGGAGCGAAUCUUUCAUGGUGGCCUCGAUCCUGACGACGGCGUCAGGAAGGAGGCCUGGCUUUUCCUACUGGAAGUCUACGAAUGGGAUAGCACUUCUGAGGAACGGCAAGCUAAACUGAACAGUUUGCGAGACGAAUACAUUCGCCUUAAAGGCGCGUGGUGGGAGCGUAUGGUAGAAGGCCAGAACACACAAGAGGAAUCCGAAUGGUUCCGGGAGCAGAAGAUCCGGAUAGACCGCAAUAUCGACGUCUUCGCAGGCGAGGACAUCCCCCAUCCCGAUCCCGACUCUCCUUUCGCGGACGUUGGGACCAAUGUUCAUCUCGAGCAGAUGAAGGACAUGCUUCUUACUUACAACGAGUACAACAAGGACCUUGGGUACGUUCAGGGGAUGAGCGACCUGUUGGCUCCGAUUUACGCUGUCAUGCAAGAUGAUGCGGUCGCAUUUUGGGGCUUUGUCGGAUUCAUGGAGCGCAUGGAGCGGAAUUUCCUCAGAGACCAAUCCGGCAUGAGAAAGCAGCUUCUCACGCUGGACCAGCUCGUGCAGCUCCUCGAUCCCAAGUUAUAUCUGCACCUGCAAUCAGCGGAUAGCACCAACUUUUUCUUCUUCUUCCGCAUGUUGCUUGUCUGGUACAAGCGCGAAUUUGAAUGGCAGGACGUCCUACGCCUAUGGGAGGGUCUGUGGACGGAUUUCCUCUCUGGUAACUUCCACUUGUUCAUCGCUCUCGCUAUCCUGGAAAAACAUCGCGAUGUCAUCAUGGAACACUUGACGGCUUUCGAUGAGGUGUUAAAGUACGUCAAUGAGCUUUCGGGCACAAUCGACCUCCAGUCGACUCUGAUCCGCGCUGAGGCACUAUUCCGCCGCUUCCAACGCACUGUUGAAGCCGUCGACCGUAAAAAUAAGGACAGUAGCCUGCCUGUACCAUCGAACGUCCGUCGGCGCAACCCUGCACCCGCUCCGGCUCCUGCAUUUGAUUUCAACCCAUUCGGUCGCAUUGCAGCCCUAAACGCACAGCGUAAUGGCAACAGUGCGAACGGUACUGCUACUGCAUCGGGCAGCUCUGCAGGUCAGGCUAACAACCAGAACGGCAAGAGCAAAUCGACAAGUACGGAAGAGGAGGAUGAGAGACCAAAGGUGAUUACGGAUGAACUGAGAGAACUUUUGAGCCGGAAAGUUCCAAAGCUGGACAAGAAGCAGAACACGGAAGGGGCUCUGCAUAGGUAUCCCUCAAGGGAACCAUGA